Meyerozyma guilliermondii ATCC 6260 is the source of this 528-nucleotide messenger RNA. RefSeq names its product SANT/Myb-like DNA-binding domain-containing protein. The record is from RefSeq and is a predicted model, not a curated record. The coding region runs from base 1 to 528 and encodes 175 amino acids. NCBI's taxonomy places the organism in Eukaryota, Fungi, Ascomycota, Pichiomycetes, Serinales, Debaryomycetaceae. The transcript has a single exon.
AUGGCUCAAGCUAUUCGUCCAUUUCCUCCAUCAAUGCCCUAUGGAAUCAACAUGGGUCCAGCAUUACCACCACAUCCUCAAUCAUACCAAUUUCAGCCACCGGCUCCGUUGUCAUACGAUGCACACUCACGUCAAUCGCUGUUUGUGUAUGGCGCUAAUACAUCGAUGCAACCAAUGUUCCCGCAGCCAUCACAUGUUGAACACGCCAGUGCGGCGGCUGCGGCGUCUACUCCAUACUAUUAUCCCCAGCACCUGCAGCCGCAGUACAUUGCAACAUACUAUCAAACCGAUGAGCGCCCUAUACGAAGAAAGUCAAAGUCCAAGCAAUCACUUUCGUGGACACCUCAAGAAGACAAACUUCUAUUAGAACUUAAAGAUGUGCACAAACUUGGGUGGAGGGAGAUUCUGAAUCAUUUCAAAGACAGAACUGCCAAUGCAUGCCAAUUUCGAUGGAGACGGAUUGUAAGUGGAAUCACGCCUAAUACUUCACCAGCCAAACGCCACUCAAUUAAUUAUCUCCUUAACUAG